This is a messenger RNA of Amphibalanus amphitrite, 2343 nucleotides long. RefSeq lists its product as uncharacterized. The record is from RefSeq and is a predicted model, not a curated record. Lineage: Eukaryota; Metazoa; Arthropoda; Thecostraca; Balanomorpha; Balanidae. The transcript has 2 exons. The coding region runs from base 231 to 1565 and encodes 444 amino acids.
GGCAGGAGAGAGAAGCCGAAAGACGAAGACAGCUUCAAGAUGCUGAAGAUGAAGCUGAAGCAGCCCAGCUCGAAGCUGAUCUGCGCAGAGAGCUCAACGAUGACCUCCAACACGAAAGGAGGAACGAUUUCGAAGAUGAGUUGUUUGCAACAAAGGAAGCCGGAAUCAGAAGUCAUCAGCGAGAAGUACAGCUGUGCUGUGAGAGGCCAGCUACCGCACCAAGCCAUGAAAUGGAGGAACGUCGUAAACAACCGGUCAAAGGUUCAGGAUCUCACCAGAUGAGGCACAACACGUCAUGGAUAGGAGAGCUGCGCAGUCCGCGUCAGACCCAGCGCGCAGAGAGCGCAGCUCCGUUUUCAGCCUUCGCGAAGAGUAUCCCAAAACUGACCCUUCCGACCUUCAGUGGUAAGGCGUCAGAAUGGCCGAGAUGGAGCGGAUUGUUCAAAGCGCUGGUGCAUGAUCAGCCGUCCCUCUCGGACACAGAAAAGAUCGCCCACCUUCAGUCAUCGGUGAGUGGACUGGCCCAGCAGACAAUUUCUGGCAUGUUAUACGAUGGAAGUCUGUACCACCAAGCGUUGAAAGCCCUCGAGGAGCGGUUUGGUCAAGAUGACGAUAUCAUCAAACACAACCUCAACAGCAUCUUCAACGCCCCAGACCCGAUGGAAGAUGAUGCAGAAGCGCUGGAAAGAUUCCAAGCGACGGUACACUGCGCCGUGACUAUCCUCCAGAGCAUGGGGGCAGAUGCUGACAUUCACAGCAGUGAUAGCCUGCAUCGGACGGUGGAAAAACUACCUCGGGACCUGAGAAGAGAGUGGGGAAAGUUCUCGCUGGGACUGAAGCCGACCAGACCAUCACUUCUAGACGUGGACUCGUGGCUGAAGACCCAAGUGAAGAUCAGCAGAAGCUGUCCCAAGGGAAAAGGGGACGGCGAAGAAGUCGGCGCCAGGCAAAGAAAGGAACGCGCCGGUGAGACCGUCCAAAGACAAACCUUCUUCGCAGUCGCCAAUCCAAAGCACAAGCAGAUGUGCUCGGCAUGUGAAGGCCAGCACGAUCUGCAGCAGUGUCAGAUCUUCAUCGGGAAGUCUCCUGAUGCCAGGCUCAAACACGCAUUCAGCCAGAGAUUGUGCCUCCACUGCCUCAGGAAGGGCCAUCGCGUGGUAGACUGCCGAAAAGCAAGGCGCUGCGAAAGGGAUGGCUGCAAGUACCGACAUCACGCCCUUCUCCACGGCAGUCGGCCAGUCAGGUCGCGACAACUUGAUGACCCAGUGACAAAGCCUGAUGCAGGCAACGAUGGAGCAGACGCAGCAGCACCGGGGGCGGCGCAUGUCCUCGACCCAGAUCCGGCGCUACAGGUGAUGUUUGUGCAGAGCAGAGUCAGCGCUGGAGAGCUCCUGUCCGAGCAGAAAGGGGAGUCGCGAUCUACAGGAGCUUCCAAGACCAAACACAGCCAGCCAGUGCCACAGUCUCCAACACGACUCCAACACGCCGCGGGACAUGCGGCCGCUCGCCCGCGUGACCCAGGUGUUGCCGGGACCAGAUGGAUGAGUCCAUUCUGUCAAGAUUGAGGUGCUGGAAGUAAAGUGUGCAAAUGCUGAGAACAGUUAUGUAAAUAUGUGUAUCGUGUUUCGUUCGCGCCAGCCGGUUAGAGAAAGCCGACGAUUGCUCGCCCUCUCCAGACGCAGCCCAGUCGAGGCCGUCUACCAGCCGAUACAUCAGCGGCGGUACUGUGUUUAGUGUUCUCGUGGAGUCGAACACGGGGGGCGGGAUGUGACCGCCGCAUGUACGUAUGAAAUGUAUAUGCACCGGCUGUGGCUCGUCGCCGGCCAGGUAGACCGCCGGGACCGGCCGGCCGCGAGGGCGCCGGCCGCCCGGGCCCGGCCUGACCGGGCCGCCUGACCCUUCCGCCGCCGCGCAGCCUGGGAGGGCCGAGACGGGCCCCCUGUUUUUGACGGCGGCGUCUGGAAUUUGUAUUGUCCACGCCGGCGUCCCCGUCCCAGGUAGGCGCGCGGACCGGCCAGGUGCGGCUAUUUUGGGACCGCUGCGCGUCGCUAGACGUGUUUUUCUUCUCCCUUCGUUUCCGGAUCUAUUCAGCCUCCCCAUCUGCGCUAUUCGUCGUGACCCCAUUUUUCGUCAUAUUUAAGCUGAUGUAAACAUGUUUCUCGCCCUGUUCUGUUCUGGCCUCCGCAGCGUGCGGACGUGCCUCUGUCCUGUCGUAGCCGUCGCACCGUUCGUUGGACACCGCAAUAUAGAAAUACCUCUUCAGUGCUGUGUCGGGAAGUGUGGAAGCAACGAGACACAGUGAGCAGCAGUGAGCGGGCGGAGUUAGAAUCGGGCGUGUGCGGC